AUGGAGGCCGCGCCCGGGACCCCCCCGCCGCCGCCAUCAGAGUCGCCGCCAUCGCCAUCGCCAUCGCCAUCGCCGCCGCCGCCAUCGCCUUCGCCUCCUCCGUGUUCCCCCGACGCCCGCCCAGGCUCCCCGCACCUCCUCCACCACCGCCUCCCGCUCCCUGACGACAGGGAAGAUGGUGAAUUGGAAGAAGGUGAACUGGAAGAUGAUGGGGUGGAGGAGACCCAGGACACCCCAGGAGGGCAGGAGAGAAGCCGGAAAGAAAAGGGGGAGAAGCACCAUAGUGACUCGGAUGAGGAAAAGUCUCACAGGAGGCUGAAGCGGAAACGGAAGAAAGAGCGGGAGAAGGAGAAGAGGAGGUCGAAGAAGAGGAGGAAAUCCAAACACAAACGCCAUGCUUCUUCCAGCGAUGACUUCUCCGACUUCUCAGAUGACUCGGAUUUCAGCCCUAGUGAGAAGGGGCACCGCAAGUACCGGGAGUACAGCCCCCCUUAUGCUCCGUCCCACCAGCAGUAUCCCCCAUCACACACCACGUCCCUGCCCAAGAAGUCCUACUCCAAGAUGGACAGCAAGGGCUACAGCAUGUAUGAAGACUACGAGAACGAGCAGUAUGGAGAAUAUGAGGGGGACGAGGAGGAGGACAUGGGCAAGGACGACUAUGAUGACUUCACCAAAGAACUGAACCAGUACCGCCGCUCCAAGGAGGGUAGCAGCCGAAGCCGAGGCAGCCGAGGCCGGGGCAGGGGAUAUAGAGGCCGAGGAAGCCGUGGAGGAUCUCGAGGCCGAGGCAUGGGCAGGGGCAGCCGAGGCCGAGGCCGAGGCUCUGUGGGAGGAGACCACCCAGAGGACGAGGAGGACUUCUACGAGGAGGAGAUGGAGUAUGGAGAAAGUGAGGAGCCAAUGGGAGACGACGACUACGAUGAAUACUCCAAGGAGCUGAAUCAGUACCGCCGAUCUAAGGACGGCCGAGGCCGAGGGUUAAGUCGAGGCCGUGGCCGGGGUUCCCGGGGCCGAGGGAAAGGGAUGGGCCGGGGUCGUGGCCGAGGUGGCAGCCGAGGAGGGAUGAACAAGGGUGGAAUGAACGAUGACGAAGACUUCUACGACGAUGACAUGGGUGAUGGCGGUGGGGGCAGCUACCGGAGGAAUGACCAUGACAAGCCCCACCAGCAGUCUGACAAGAAGGGCAAAGUCAUCUGCAAGUACUUUGUGGAAGGGCGGUGCACGUGGGGAGACCACUGUAAUUUUAGCCAUGACAUCGAACUGCCAAAGAAGCGAGAGCUGUGCAAGUUCUACAUCACGGGGUUCUGCGCCCGAGCAGAGCACUGCCCCUACAUGCACGGUGACUUUCCGUGUAAGCUGUACCACACCACUGGGAACUGCAUCAAUGGGGAUGACUGCAUGUUCUCACAUGAUCCUCUAACCGAGGAGACGCGAGAGCUCCUGGAUAAGAUGUUGGCAGAUGAUGCAGAAGCAGGUGCUGAAGACGAGAAGGAAGUUGAGGAACUGAAGAAGCAGGGCAUCAACCCCCUGCCCAAACCACCCCCUGGUGUGGGCCUCCUGCCCACCCCCCCUCGGCCCCCUGGGCCCCAGGCCCCCACCUCUCCCAAUGGCAGGCCCAUGCAGGGUGGCCCCCCGCCGCCACCCCCUCCUCCACCCCCUCCUGCUGGGCCCCCUCAAAUGCCCAUGCCCAUGCACGAGCCGCUGUCCCCACAGCAGCUGCAGCAGCAGCAGGACAUGUACAACAAGAAGAUCCCCUCCCUGUUCGAGAUCGUUGUGCGGCCCACAGGACAGCUGGCUGAGAAGUUGGGUGUGAGGUUCCCUGGACCUGGUGGACCCCCAGGGCCAAUGGGUCCUGGGCCCAACAUGGGACCCCCUGGGCCAAUGGGGGCCCCCAUGCACCCCGACAUGCAUCCAGACAUGCACCCAGACAUGCACCCUGACAUGCAUCCGGACAUGCACCCUGAUAUGCCAAUGGGCCCUGGCAUGAAUCCUGGCCCCCCUGUGGGUCCCAGUGGCCCCUCCAUGAUGCCCUAUGGUCCUGGAGACUCCCCACAUUCUGGAAUGAUGCCCCCCAUCCCACCAGCCCAGAACUUCUAUGAAAAUUUCUACCAGCAGCAGGAGGGCAUGGAGAUGGAGCCAGGCCUCAUUGGGGAUGCAGAGGACUACGGGCACUACGAAGAGCUCCCGGGGCAGCCAGGGGAGCCCCUCUUCCCUGAGCACCCUCUGGAGCCAGACAGCUUCUCUGAGGGAGGGCCCCCAGGCCGGCCAAAGCCGGGCACCGGUGUCCCCGACUUCCUGCCCUCCACCCAGAGGGCUCUGUACCUGAGGAUCCAGCAGAAGCAGCAGGAGGAGGAAGAGAGAGCAAGGAGGCUGGCAGAGAGCAGCAAGCAGGACCGGGAGAAUGAGGAAGGUGAUACCGGAAACUGGUACUCAAGUGACGAGGACGAAGGUGGGAGCAGUGUCACCUCCAUCCUCAAGACCCUGAGGCAGCAGACAUCCAGCCGACCCCCGGCUUCAGUUGGGGAGCUGAGCAGCAGUGGGCUGGGGGAUCCCCGCCUCCAGAAGGUGCACGCUACUGGAGGCCGACUGGCUGACCCCCGCCUCAGCCGGGACCCCAGACUCUCCCGCCAUGCUGAGGCUUCCAGCGGGUCCGGCCCAGGAGACACUGGGCCCUCUGACCCCCGGCUGGCUCGCUCCCUGCCCGCCUCAAAGCCUGAGGGUAGCCUUCAUUCCAGCCCUGCUGGCCCCAGCAGCUCCAAGGGCUCCGGCCCUCCCUCUCAGGAAGAAGAGGAGGGGGAGCGGGCUCUGCGGGAGAAGGCUGUGAACAUUCCCCUGGACCCCCUGCCAGGGCACCCACUGCGGGACCCAAGGUCACAGCUGCAGCAGUUCAGCCACAUCAAGAAGGAUGUGACCCUGAGCAAGCCCAGCUUUGCCCGCACUGUGCUCUGGAAUCCCGAGGACCUGAUCCCUCUGCCCGUCCCCAAGCAGGACAUGGUGCCCCCUGUACCUGCCGCCCUGCAGUCCAUGCCUGCCUUGGACCCCAGGCUGCACCGUUCCAGCCCUGCAGGGCCCCCCAGCGCCCGCCAGCGCCCUGGCACCUCCACAGACCCCAGCACCUCCAGCUCUAACCUGCCUGACUUUGAACUCCUCUCUCGCAUCCUCAAGACUGUUAAUGUUCCUGGCCCCUCUGCAGCCCCCAGCCCAAGUGACAAGCCCAGUGACCCCAGGGUGCGGAAGGCCCCUACCGACCCUCGACUGCAGAAACCAGCAGACUCGGUAGCCUCCUCUCGUGCUGCCAAACCCAGCCCUCCCGAAGGAUCCUCUCCAGCCUCCAGCCCCAAUGGAGGGUCCUCCCCACCAGCCACAGCUCCCUACGACCCCCGAGUGCUGGCAGCUGGAGGCCUCGGCCAGGGCAGUGGCAGUGGGCAGAGCAGUGUGCUGAGUGGCAUCAGCCUCUAUGACCCGAGGACUCCCAACGCAGGUGGCAAAGCCGGGGAGCUGGGUGCUGAUGCAGCUGCCCAGCCCAAGGGCCCUGAGGGUAACGGCAAGAGUGCCGUCUCUAAGACCAAGGAGCCCCCCUUCGUCCGCAAGUCUGCAUUGGAGCAGCCAGAAGCAGGGAAAGCUGUUGCAGAUGGGGGGACAGCCCCAGCCACAGACAGAUACAACAGCUACAACCGACCCCGGUCCAAGGCUGCUGCAGCCUCCGCCGCUGCCACAGUCACUACACCUGCGGAGGGCGCCCCGCCCCAGCCCGGGGUACACAACCUGCCAGUGCCUGCACUCUUUGGGACUGCGAAGCCGGCGCCCAAGACAGGCUCGGGAAGCCCGUUUGCUGGCAACAGCCCGGCCCAAGAGGGCGAGCAGGAUGCAGGGUCCCUGAAAGAUGUUUUUAAAGGCUUCGACCCCACGGCCUCCCCCUUUUGCCAGUAGUGUUCGGAGCCAGCGCUCCUGCCACCCCACCUUUCCAAGGUGAUAUUUAAGGGCACCAGUCAGAGUUGGGAUUGGGGCGAUAGGGAAGGGGCUGGAUGUUCUUUUUUUUUUUUACUUCUGUUUUCCUUGUUUUUAUUUUUGUGUUUUUCCCCCAAAUAGUAUUUCCUUUGAGACAUAAAUUGUACAUAACCAUCUUGGGUGGGUUCUGGUCAGUGCUGCAGGGCUCCUGGGCUUCCCAGAGUGCCAGGCCUGAGCCACAGUGGGUGCUCUGGAGCCUGGGCCUCCCUGGAUGCAGGUGGGGGGCGCCUUCCAGGCAAAGCUUGGGGCUCCCCUCAGGACAAAGGCAACAGUAAGUGUCUGAGAAGGCUCUGAAGGUCACACAUCCUGCACUGCUAGGCAAGGAGGGAAUGGAACCCAGUCCUAGCAUGGCCUGUGAGGAAGCCCUGGCUCUUUAGUGUGAAGCCCAUGCCGGCUGCUUCAGAAGGGAAAAAUUAAAGGUGUCAAAGGAGGUGGCCAAGAAUCCUCAGUGGCACCCUGGUGGCCAUUCCCUGGGCCCACUCUUGUCUCUGAAUUACCACUUACUUGAGCCCCUCUGUCCCUAUCCUCAGCCCCCAGUUGCACCCCAAACCAGGGCCCUCCAGUCUGCACAGGAGCCUGGGGGUGAAGGUGGCCCUAGGGGCAGUGGCCCCUAAUGAGCUCCCCAAGGACCUAGGAUCGUGUUUUCUGUCAGUAUUACCUGUCCUGCCCCGCAUGCCAGGGUCUGCCCUGGCCCUCAGAAGCCACAGUACCCUGUGUGCCUGCACUGCCAACCUCCACCCUGGCAACAGCUCAAGGAUCCGUGGCUGGCCAUUCACAGGCUCCCCUUGGGAGCCCCAGGUGGCCCUUUGACACAGUGUUUGCUCUCUCUGCUUUCUUUGCUCCUCAACCCGUAUUGUAGGGCAGGAGGUACUCACUGGUGUUUGGUUUUCCUCCCUGGCCAACAGGUGUCAGGUUUUAGGGUUUGUAUGCACUUCCUGGAAAGGGGAUAGGGUAGGAGACUAGCUGGUGCAGGGAGGGGGCCAGGACCCCAUUGGGGACAGAAGACUGAAGGUGUGCUGAUUCGGGACGGAGCAGAGAUGACUGCAGCAGCCUCUUUCCCCUACUUGCACCCCGCCUGAGGACUGGCCUUGUCACAGGGCCCCAGGGGAGGCCCAGCCUAUGAGCAUGGCUGGGCUGCUGGGGAGCCCAGGGAACCACUGGCCCCAGAAGGUCUGGUCGCUUGGGGGUCUUUCUGCCUUUUUCUCCUGACCCCACUGCCUGUGUUGCCAUGCUGAAGACCCCGUCUUGUCUGUUCACAGUGAGAUCUGGUUAUCCAGUUGAGGGAUCCCCUCGCUGUACCGCAGCAGAAUCCCCACAAGGCUCCUGGGUCACCCACACCCCAGAGAGAAGAAGCAACUCAGUAAUUUGGGGGCAGAAGCCAGGGUGGAAGCGGCUGGGCUGAGUGCCCUGCAAGCCCAGCCAGAUAGCACCAUGGGGUCAGCAGGCUGAGGUCGGGUUGGUCUGGCAGUCUUCCUGCCUUUUGUGGUGUUUUCUAAAGCAAUCAUCAGUCAGAUUUGUCUUCAGCCACAGACCUGGCCUUGAAGCAGAGGGCUAAGGCCCAUGUUAGGUGUGAGAUAAGGUAGGACACAGUGUGGCAGUGUUUUGGGUUUGGCUUUUUUUCCCCCUCUGAGAACUUUCUUUUGUAAAAGAAAAAGUAAAUACUUUUUUAAAACUGAAAUCUGUGGAUGAAAUAGAAGCUGAAAUGGCUCCUCUUGGAAUAUUCAGCAUCAGAACCUCAUGGGACUAUGAAUUCAUCCAGAAUUCCCUUUUGCCAUCAGGCCAAGCUUUUAAAGAAAAAUUGUUCUCUAACCAGGAUUGUAACAAAAGUGUAAAUACUAUUUCAGAGUUGAAAGUCGAUGGUGCAAAUAUGUAUAUAAUGUACUGUAUUUUUACAAUGAUUGUCGCAUGACUACCCUACCCCCUUUUGUACUCCAUAUCUGUCUUCCAGAAACCUUUCCUGCCUUUUCUCCUGUGUCUCUUAAUCCGAUAAUUGUAUUACUGCCAUUAAAGGAUGCAGUUAUUUUAUUA
This is a messenger RNA of Heterocephalus glaber (naked mole-rat), 6036 nucleotides long. RefSeq names its product zinc finger CCCH-type containing 4 (gene Zc3h4). The record is from RefSeq and is a predicted model, not a curated record. Gene Ontology annotation, cellular component: nucleus. Lineage: Eukaryota; Metazoa; Chordata; Mammalia; Rodentia; Bathyergidae. Gene Ontology annotation, molecular function: metal ion binding; RNA binding. Gene Ontology annotation, biological process: negative regulation of DNA-templated transcription.